This is a messenger RNA of Phycomyces blakesleeanus NRRL 1555(-), 2106 nucleotides long. RefSeq lists its product as hypothetical. Lineage: Eukaryota; Fungi; Mucoromycota; Mucoromycetes; Mucorales; Phycomycetaceae. The coding region runs from base 1 to 2106 and encodes 701 amino acids. The record is from RefSeq and is a predicted model, not a curated record. The transcript has 8 exons.
AUGGAUAUGGAUAUGGAUAUGGAUGUAGAUGUCAAAGAAGGCUACAGAAGAGAGGGGGACUAUAGCAGUAGCCCUCUUGGUUUCUUGAAAGAACUAGCGCCAGAGAAGCUUGAACUUACCCAAGACCAAUCCUAUCCAGGCUCGACCGCUAAUUCCAUUCAAGAAGAGAAUGUCAUCCAUUCAUACUGUUUCAGAAGAGGACCAAUGGUCCAAUUGCAUCCAAGUAAUACUUGGCCUAUUGGGUACCUAUCCCCCGUGGGCAUGCUUUCUGGUUCGCUCAUGUACACUAUAGAGGACAAUUUAUUGGAUCCCCAUGAAAUCCGUCAUUCAUCCAAACGAACCAACCCAUCGCAUACUGAUGAUACCUUUGAAAGACUGGAUCGGAGAAAAGAACCAGGCAAGAAAUAUUGGUCCAAACGUAAAAGAAGUAUUGCUGAGGAUGUACGGGACAGAAAGAUGCAAAAGAUUUCGUCAAAUUUAGCAAAUGAUAUUGCCCGAAGUUUAUCGUUUACUGAUCCUGACAGUAAUCCUCGAUCUACUCAAGAUGUUGACGAUAUUGAGAUGCUUAUUACCCCAGAUACAAAAGAUCCUUCACAUCUAUUACAAACAUCACCAGCCUUAUCAACAUCAAAUCUAUCAUCCAUACAUGGUUUCCCAUCUAAUGGAUGUCCUGUUUCUCAAACACAAAGAGUAUAUCGUAAAUGUGCCCGACCAUUUGGGACACGUCGAUCGGGAGAUACAGCAAUGCACUCACUCGCCAGUGGACGCGAUUCUUCUCCAAUCCCAACUCUUCGACGGAUCUCAUUGAGUGGCGCCCUUUCACCUGCAAUUGAUUUGGACCAGUGGCUAAUGAUGCAGGCACACCGACAACAAAUCAGUGUGCAGGAUUACAAAUUGCUGUUUCAGGAGAAGAAGAAGCAGCUGCAACAGUGUCUACAGAAGCUGCAUACCAGCCACCCAACCAAUAGCGACACACAGCGCUAUGAGGAAAUCAAGGAGAAUUUAGGGAAAAUAUUGAGCAUUGCAGAUGAGCUGAGUGGAGAUCACUCACUAUCCUUCGCUGAAAUAUUUCCUGAAUGGAGAGAAUGUGAAGGUCAUCUCAACAAGCUAGCAAGCUAUGUUCAGUCCAUAGAAGAUAUGAAGCAUCUUAAUUCUCAAACUAUCCCUCGAACAAACGACUUGCUGCAUGACAUCAAGUAUCUUCAGUCUGUUCUAGAAGACAAACAUAAUCUAUAUGGAGAAUGUCUCGUUCAAAAUGGAUUGGAGUGGAAGACAAUGGGUAUGCCUGUAGACGAACACUUGCUGGCUGCCACCAAAGGGUGGUUUUAUAGUCUUUCCAUUGGUCUCUUGAGAGAGCUGGACACUGAAUGCUCCAAGGCCCAGAGUCUUGUCACAAAUAUGCGUGAGCUUGUCAAUAGCGCGCUUGGCGAAAAGCUUAUGGCUGCUAUUCUACACGGCAUAGAGUUCAUAAGUGGCUCGACUGCACUUAUUGGGCUGCCAUCUCGAAAAUUAACUUUCGGAUGCCGAGUACUCGCCACGGUCUAUGGCCAUUGGAUUUCUGAGAAUCUUGGCUAUCUUAACGAACGACAACUAGCUGAAUUUAUGGCAGGAACUACAAAUACGCCAAGCACACCAACUAAUAUAAAUGUACCAAAGGCGAUACGUACAGACUUGCGACUGAUGCAAUGUCUCGAGAGUAUGGCCCGCGUAUUGGCCGCACUUCAAACGUUACAGGAGGUGGAUAGUGGGCAAAAGAGUGUGGCAAAAGGAGUGUUUCACCCUAGUCUGUUAAGAGAUGUGGAUGAUGAUGACCCUUUUGAUGGCGAGACUGUGCUAGAGAAUCUAACAAGUCUGCUGGUUGAAAUUACGGUCAGGACUGUGGCUGUUAUUGAGACUAGCCGUGUCCAGAUCACUAAACUGAACACGGCAAAAUCAGCUAAUAUUAUGGUUAAUCCACAAAUGGCGCUGGUUUACAUGCAGGAGGCUCUCUUGUCUUUUGCUGAUCAAAUACUUGAAUUGUCAGGAAGAGACUGGCAAACUGGUGCUCGGUUACAGCGUCUGCAUGCUCAUCUAGAAGACAUGGAGAAUGAGUUUGCAGUACAGUAA